Messenger RNA from Pundamilia nyererei, 1838 nucleotides. It is a transcript of the gene acsbg2, whose product is annotated as acyl-CoA synthetase bubblegum family member 2. Gene Ontology annotation, molecular function: long-chain fatty acid-CoA ligase activity. The coding region runs from base 1 to 1290 and encodes 429 amino acids. NCBI's taxonomy places the organism in Eukaryota, Metazoa, Chordata, Actinopteri, Cichliformes, Cichlidae. The transcript has 8 exons. The record is from RefSeq and is a predicted model, not a curated record. Gene Ontology annotation, cellular component: membrane; endoplasmic reticulum.
AUGCCGUGGUAUAAAAUAAGGGCUCAGGAGGUGGUGGUCAGCUACCUGCCUCUGAGCCACAUCGCGGCCCAGAUGGUCGACAUCUGGAUCGCCAUGAAGAUCGGAGGGGUGACUUACUUCGCUCAGCCCGACGCCCUGAAGGGUUCGCUGGUAGACACUUUGAAGGAGGCGCGUCCGACGGCCUUCAUGGGCGUCCCACGUGUCUGGGAGAAGAUGCAGGAGAAGAUGAAAGCUGUUGGAGCAAAGUCUUCCACCGUGCGAAGGAAAGUGGCUGCCUGGGCCAAAGACGUGGGUCUGCGGACCAAUCUGAGCAAGCUCAACCAGAAUUCGGCACCAGGCAGCGCUCCGGUCAGCUAUCACGUAGCCAAAAAGCUUGUGUUCAAAAAGGUGCGUAAGGCCCUGGGCCUGGACCGCUGCACCAAGUGCUACACAGGCGCCGCCCCCAUCACCAAAGACACCCUGGAGUUCUUCCUCAGCCUCAACAUUCCUCUUUGCGAACUGUACGGCAUGAGCGAGAGCAGCGGCCCUCACACCAUCUCCCGCCACGAUGCCUUCAAGCUCACCAGCUGCGGUAUCGAGCUCCCAGGGUGCAAAACAAAGCUGCACAACAAAGACGAGGAGGGAAACGGCGAGAUCUGCUUCUGGGGACGCCACGUCUUUAUGGGUUACCUCAAUAUGCCCGACAAGACAGAGGAGGCGCUGGACGCGGAGGGCUGGCUGCACUCGGGUGACCUGGGCAAGCAAGACGAGAACGGGUUCCUCUUCAUCACCGGGCGGAUUAAAGAGCUGAUCAUCACAGCCGGAGGCGAGAACAUCCCUCCCGUCCCCAUAGAGGAUGCGGUGAAGGAGGCCGUGCCGCUGAUUAGCAACGCCAUGCUGGUCGGAGACAAGAGGAAGUUUCUGUCCAUGCUGCUCACCAUCAAGUGCCAAGUGAACCCAGACACGGGCGAUCCACAGGACGAGCUGACGCCAGAAGCUGUGGAGUUGUGCAGGCAGCUGGGCAGCAAGGCCACGCGCGUCUCCGAGAUCUCAGGCGGACGAGACCCUGCGGUCAACGCUGCCAUCCAGGAGGGCAUCAAAAGAGUCAACGAGAAGUCCACCUCCAACGCUCAGCGCAUUCAGAAGUGGGUCGUCCUGGAUCGAGACUUCUCUGUCGGCGGAGGAGAGCUGGGCCCCACCAUGAAGCUGAAGCGGCCGGUGGUGAUGAAGAUGUACAAGGAGCAGAUCGAUAACUGUUACAAGGACGUGGCGUCUCCAGCAACCCCCGACAACCCGCUGCCACCCAAAUAGACCUGCUGGGACCAUUUGCAUCAUUCAGUCCACUGCUGGGUUCCUCCUGUAUUUACUUUUUUUUUUUUACUGCCUUAAGUCACGCUCAGUCUGUCUCAGUUUACAUUUAUGAUUGUUGUCCAGAACAGAAGCCAAAUGAGGUUAAAUUGAGCUUAUUUAUUUGUAUUUCUGGAAGGACCAGUGACAUGUGAUCGAUGAAGUAGCAGCAGCUUUACGUAAGGAGCUGCGACGCGAACCGGAAUACUUGAUAACAACAGGAUGUUUUGGGGGUUUUUAUGAAUAAUUUGUGUGUAUUUAUUUUCACUUUACCAAAGUUUGUUUACCAAAUGAGCAUCGGAUGGAGUGAAAUCCCACAAUCACACGUUCACAUGUGCUUAGUGUUUCUCUCGUCUUUGAUUUCGCUCCUUUUUGUUGUUUUUUGUUUUCUAAAUGUCAAAAAUGUUCUGCUGUUGAAUUUCAGCUAUCGUUCUCAGUAUGUCAUGAAGCCAUAUCUGUUGCAUUUUGGUGUCUGUCAGGUAUUUUGAUUUGUGACCUUUUUUUUUUUUGUG